Fusarium vanettenii 77-13-4 is the source of this 1386-nucleotide messenger RNA. RefSeq lists its product as uncharacterized. Gene Ontology annotation, cellular component: MIS12/MIND type complex. The record is from RefSeq and is a predicted model, not a curated record. The transcript is spliced from 5 exons. Bases 1 to 1386 code for a protein of 461 amino acids. Gene Ontology annotation, biological process: mitotic sister chromatid segregation; cell division. NCBI's taxonomy places the organism in Eukaryota, Fungi, Ascomycota, Sordariomycetes, Hypocreales, Nectriaceae.
AUGGUUUUUGCCCUCGUUGGUAUCCGUGCAUCUGCCGAUUUUGAACAGGACGGUGACUUCCAGUUUACCCGCAAUUCAAAGAGGGCCAAGAGGGAGAAGGUAGAGGAGCCACAACCCGUCAAGAAGGUUGAGGGGGUGGGGAGCCGGACGUCAGCGGGACCGCGCGCUACUGGGGGCUUGGUGAUCGAUGGGAGCAUUCCGGAGGAGAAGGGCUUGAGGGCGAAUGAAACGGUUGCAGCGGCAAAGCCUGCGACGAGGAAGUCUACGAGGCGAAAGGCAAGCGCCGAUGUGUCAAACGAAGAGUCCUCACUCGAAAUUGUCGAGGGACGAUGCAGGAGGAACGUACGAGUAUCGGGAGAAAGGUUGGAAGAGGCAGCUCCCGCGCCAGGGUCAGUUGCUGUUGCGCAGACAAAUGGCGCACGUCAUAAGCGUGGAGGUCGCGUAAAGGCGCCUCCUCGCGGGUCUCCAGAGCCGAAUCAGUCACAGCAGAACGAACCGUCGGUGCAAUCAAGCACAGUCGCCCUCGCGAUGAGCGACACGCCCGUCAUCAACCGGAACAAGGAGAUGCGAAAGAAGGGCAACACCAACCGACGUAGCAGCUUGGGCAUGAGAGGGCGAAGGGCCAGUUCCUUGAUCGAGAGUGGCGGCUGGCCAGGCGGCCAUACCACACCGGGAACCGAAGGCCUGACGGAGCCUCGCCGGAUGAAGCAGCUAUUGAUCUGGUGUGGUGAACGUUCUUUGACAGAGAAGCCUCCUCGCGGAACGCCAAGAUCAAAUGCUAUUCUAGGUGCCCGUGCUAUCCAAGACCAGCUUCGCAAGGACUUCUCGUCUCGGUCCGAGCUCUCGGACUGGUUUAGUAGGGGAGACGACAUGCCAAAGGCCCCUGUGGUCCUGCGGGCUAAUCCCAGGAACAUGGAGCUGGAUGAGAAACGGGUUCAACUGGAGAUGAACGUUAAAAGAGGAGAAGAAGGCGUGGCAGGCAAUAAGAAAGCCGCUACCCGAUAUACCGCCUCUCUCCCCGAAGGUGAAAAUGGGCCUGUUGCUCUGCCCGAUUUCGAUUUUCUGGAUCCCGAUGAAGGCAAGAUCAGGGGACUGCUGGCAGACGAAGCUGCAUCUUUCAACGCAGUUCGGACAAAAACGGAAUCCCGAUUGGGUACCAUACAGUCGUUACUCGAAUUCCAGAUUGACCAUCUCGCCGAUGCCGUCCAUAAGCUCGAGCAGCGGGUUUUGCUCGCAGGGAAAGAGGCGGACAAGGUUCUCAGCAUUAGUGCCCUGCAUUUGCGUCAACGAGAAGAGAAGGAGAAGGCUGGCGCAGGGACGAGGGAUAUGCCCGUUAUGGAGGUUCUUCGUGGCUUAGGCAGUAUUUUGCCCAAGGGAGGCGGAUGA